This is a messenger RNA of Besnoitia besnoiti, 339 nucleotides long. RefSeq names its product ribosomal protein RPP2. NCBI's taxonomy places the organism in Eukaryota, Apicomplexa, Conoidasida, Eucoccidiorida, Sarcocystidae. The transcript is spliced from 2 exons. Gene Ontology annotation, molecular function: structural constituent of ribosome. The record is from RefSeq and is a predicted model, not a curated record. The coding region runs from base 1 to 339 and encodes 112 amino acids. Gene Ontology annotation, cellular component: ribosome; cytosolic large ribosomal subunit. Gene Ontology annotation, biological process: cytoplasmic translational elongation.
AUGGCGAUGAAAUAUGUGGCUGCGUACCUGAUGGUGGUGCUGUCCGGCAACGACGCGCCCACCAAGCAGCAGGUUGAGAAGACUCUUUCCUCUGUCGGCAUCGAUGUCGAGAGCGACAUUCUGAAUGCAUUCCUCAAGGCCGUCGAGGGCAAGACCCCGCACGAGCUGAUUGCGGAGGGUAUGGAGAAGCUGCAGAAGGUGCCCGCUGGCGGUGCCGUCGCCGCUGCGCCGGCCGCUGGUGGCGCAGCCGCGGCUGGCGCUGGCGAGGCCGCGAAGAAGGAGGAAGUGAAGGAGGAGGAAGAAGAGGAGGACGACAUGGGCUUCUCCCUGUUCGACUAA